Molecule: messenger RNA, 1008 nt
Organism: Neoarthrinium moseri
Lineage: Eukaryota; Fungi; Ascomycota; Sordariomycetes; Amphisphaeriales; Apiosporaceae
Exons: 3
Coding region: 1-1008 (335 amino acids)
Biological process (GO): proteolysis
Molecular function (GO): serine-type peptidase activity
Source: RefSeq, a predicted model, not a curated record
AUGCACGGAUUUCAGAUCCCGGCCGGCCACCAGACUCUUGUCUACUCCAAGGUCGAUGGCCAUGAGAUCAAACUGGAUUAUUGGCUGCCCCGCAACGCCAAUGGAGCGUUGCCAGCGGUGAUUUACUAUCACGGUGGUGGAAUGACGGCAGGUUCGCGUCGAUCGUUUGAUUUUCCCCAUGGAAUGCACAGUGCUUGUCAGGAGAAUGGCUACAUAUUCAUAUCCGCUGAUUACCGGCUGUGUCACCCAUGUACAGCGUUGGACCAGAUCGACGAUGUCAAGGCCCUCUUUCAAUAUCUGGGCGGAAAGUUUGGGAUGGAAUUGCCCAGCGGCACCUCGCUUGCGUUGAAUCGUAUAGCGGUCACAGGAUCCUCAGCUGGCGCAUAUUCGGCGCGCGUAGCCUGCUUGUACGCCGAGCCGAAGCCGGCGGUACUGAUGACAGCCUUCGGUCUGGCUGGUGACUUGCUGCUCGACCAUUGGUUGACUCCAAGACCAGCUACUUCUCUUGGCCAGCUUGUGAGUUUAGACAAAGUGCCUGAAUUCCUGGCAGACAAGACUGUGGUCAGCGAUGAUCAGCAAUUCGAUUUCAAAAAGAGUCGUUUCGCGCUUACUGCUCGCUGGGAAUUGGACGGCACCAUGCUGGACAACAUCUUUGGCCACCCUGGGCUUGGCAAAGAGCUAUUGGCCGUUGAAAAAGAACAAAGGGGAGAUGCCAUCCCUUCAAAAUUGAAGCCGGCCUUCCCACAACUUUUCGUGUCGAAGGACUAUCCCCCGUCAGUCUUCGUUCAUGGCACACUAGAUGAGGUUGUGCCCAAGGAAGAAAGCAUCAAUCAGCACAGGCAGCUUGAAUAUCUGGGCGUAAAAUCUAAACUACUGCUUGUGGAGGGUGCUGGCCAUAGCCUUAUUGACCCCACAUCGGGCUUCCCGCCGACGAUGGCCAAGGGCGCGGACGAGGCUUACGAGACGGCGUUUCGCUUCAUUGUCGAGGUAAUUAACAGUAUCCAGUAG